AUGCCAAGUACGACACCUGCAGAUGUUGGCUGGCACGAGCUUACGGACUUCAUGGCAGCGCUCUUGGGCCUGGAUGCGAAUCCUCUCAUUUGGACUCGCUAUGGGCUGGACUUGCUGGGCAUCUCCCUGAACAGCAUCUCGAUAGGAGAAGCGACGGGAAGCGACGAACGGCUCAGCGAAUUUGACCUGGGACACUGUGGCUCCACCUUUGAUGCACGGAUGGAGUUCAUGGUCAACACCCACGGGUGGAUGGCUUCGGAUGAAAUGUUUUACUACACUCAGUCCCUUAUGUGGUCUGGUUCAGACAUGAAGUUCUCUCCACCCGUCCUUUGGGACAUUACCAAGCAAGAUUUCGAUGAAGCUGGACACGGGGAGCCCAAUUUCUACAACAAUUCGACCACGGUCCUACCAAUCUUGGUCAGGUCCCACUGGGGGGCUGUUGAGAUCACGAAGAGAGGUGACCAAACUUCUAUCACCUUCAUCCAAAUCCAUGCGGAUUUUCGGGACCGCCUCACGAUGAUUCUUGCAAGAUUUCUGGACAUUGCACCGCAUCGUAUUCAGAUUCACAUGUUGCCAGAGUAUUAUCGUCCACACCUUUGCGGAUGGCAUCUCAUGAUGCGGUGGUAUUCUUGGGGCGGCCAUCAUCAGACGAUUGCGGACCUCACGGAUCAACUACCACUGCCACCAAAUGUCUCUGACCUUGUGGAUGAUGUUCUGCGCAGUUCCCGUGAGGAUUGGCAAGAAGAAUCCAUUGAUCGUGGUGUUGGUGAACUGGCCUUUAGGCUCAGAAAGAACUUCGUUUUGAUUCUGGCCCACAGUCAUGUGCAAGGACGACCGCAUACUCAAGUUGCUCUCCACGUUGAACAUCCGCCGCCACCGGUUGUGAGGACUGUCCAAGUUGCUACAGAGCCGACUCUUACACGUGAGCAGAGGAUCCAACAGCGCCUUGCACACUUCCAGCAGUUCCGAGGCUGGCUUGCCACCGAUGAGAUGGAUUAUACAUUGGAGGGCCCCAGGGCUUUGAGUACAAAUACGCUUUUCUGCGCCCCAGCUGUUUGGAAUACACAAACUGGCAAUUUGGCUUUCUUGAACGACCUUGUCCCCGAGUAUGCAGCCUUCGGCCAUGUUAUCUGGCACAUCGUUGUCAACAAUCACUGGAUUGCAGUUGAAGCCUAUUUCUCGACUGCUGGAGCAAAUUUUGGAGCCACAGUCCCAGUUGACAUGAGGGAGCUCUUGCGGCCCCUUUUCGAUCAUUUGGUGCACAUCACAGAGGUUGACAGAUCGACACUACAGUUCACCUUCCUCGAUCAGGUUGCUCCAACACACAUGUGUGGCUAUCAUUUGCUUCGACAGCUUUUUCGCCGUCUGGAAGCUGACCAAAUUGCUCUGAAUCCAACUCAGACUUUGCAGCUGCAGUCAUCCAAGAUGAAGCUGCCCAGUUGUGGGAACAAACACAGGUUAGUGUCUCGGCAAGAUUUCGAGAGAAUCAGGGACAAUCCUGUGAGUGCCUUCAAAGCUAUGCUUGCUGAAGUUGAUGAGCCGACAGCCGAACAGGCUGUUUUGUACGGCUUCCGCCAGAUUCGUUAUCCCGGGGGAAAUCAGCCAGACCAAAUGCUUCAGAUGAUUGCAAAGAUUCCAUUUGCUCAGCGCUCCAAGAUUCUCGAGGACAACAUCCACGUCGUGCCUCGUCACACCAUUGAGUUGGCUGGGUGGCCUGCCGCCACUGCGGCAGAACAUGUGGAGAAAGAGGACAUGCACCAUUUGAUUUAUGAUUGUGAGCCACUUCACGCCCUUACUGGUGUUCCAAUACAUCAUGAAUUGGGAGAGAACUUUUCGCUGUUGGGCCACAUUGCCCACCCACAGUUCAUCGCUCGUCGUCGUCUUCAGUUCACUUUGGCGGCCGACCUUGAAGUGUCGGAAACGUUUGAUCCCUCUUGUCUGGUACGCCUUUGGACAGACGGCUCACUUGUGUUGGGUGAAUCAUUUUGGCUGGCCACAGCAACAUAUGCAAUUGUUGAUGAGCAGAUCAACAUUGUCAAGAAAGGGCUCAUCAGUCAUUGGGCUCUCUCUGCGUAUGCAGCCGAGCUAUGGCCAGUUGUGUCAGCUUGUGUUACAGCAUCCACUAAGGUCAUCAUUUUCUCUGACUGUUUGAAUGUGGUCAACCAUGCUCAGCAUUUGUUUCAAGGCGGCUCCGUCGAUCCAUCAUGGAGUUGCCUGGAGUGGUGGCAAGCCUUGGAGAAGAUUGUCCACCUUCGGUCGAGAGAUGUCGCUCGGCCUUUUUGGAUCGAAUGGAUCCCGGCACACAAGCUUGAACACAUCCCAGACUAUCUUCUUUCCGACGAUCUGGCUGCUCUACACAAUACCACUGUCGAACACAUUACUCGCAAUCGACGGUGUGAUAUCGCAGCCAAGGAGUUUGCGCAAGGCUUGUGCCCCAUCAAUCUCGAGAUGUUCUCUGAAAUGAAGAAAGCUGUUGAAACCCAUCAGCGAUGGCUCAUUAACCUUCACGCCAUGAUGCCUACUGGUGAUCCUGGUGCUGGUCUCAUUCAUGGAAAUGAUGAGAAUGAUGAUGCUGCUCCCGACCUUCCUUGGCGGCCCAAAAUUCCGAAGAGAUUGCCUCCUCCACCUACAUGGAAAGCUCCAAAGGAAGAUUGGGACACGUUGUGUGCAUUCCUUUCAGGUUUAUACUGGCAAGUUGACUGUUCGCAAAGUUUCUCCUUCUGUGAGUUGGCUGUCUUCUACCAUCAGGCAGGCUUUUGCCUGUCUGGAGACUUGGAGGUCUGCACGCUGUAUGAUAUCUACAAGUUGAUGCGAGAGUGCAUCUUGCAGCUCUCCAAGAUGCCGAAUGUUGACGCCUUUCCUGGCCUGUUCAGUUCUACAAAGCCGCGCUCGUGCGGUCGAGUGCUACCGCAGGGCUGUAUAGAUGGGGCAAUCCCCUUUCACUCUGACGAAGUCCGUGUGAUGAUUGCCUCUGCCUUCGCCAAAGGCGCUGGAAGGCAGAUUGAGUCGUGGCGACUUUGCAUUGGAGGCUCCACACCCACGAGCACCGAGCCCAAGGAUCGACGAAAGGUCUCGCUCCUAGGCGGCGAUUCCUUGUAUGCGACAGCUCAGUGGGCUAUGGCAACUUGGUUGACAGCUAUGGCAACUCAGGCCAAGUUGGAUAGCCGCGCCUGUCGAAAGCUCAUCGCCAACACCAUUGCUGCCUACAGUGAUGGCCAGCUGCGGAAGCGUGAGCUGACACGUGGCAGUUUCAGUGUGUGGAUUUGGAACCUGGACCUGACCGUGAAGCAGUACUUGGAGAUUGAGAAGGUGGCCGGGGUGGCGGCCUUCUUUGGGGCAAGUACUGCGUGUGCGGCCUUCGUCAACAAGGUGAGCGACGACAUCGCGACGCAACUGGCGGAGUUUGGCUCCGACUUGGGCCUCGUGGUGUCGUUGCUCAAGGACGUUCGCACAGUAGGCAUGACCACCGCGCUGAAGCUUGGGAGGAUCUCCGCGCCCAUCAUCUUCGCGCUGCAGCGCGAUCAGCGGCUCAAGGAGUUGCUCUCCACGCGCCUGGAGAACGCCGAGGACUUCGAAGAGGCCCUGAGGCGGGUAAAGGAGCACGGCAUGAUGCCAACGAUUCACCUGGUGAACAAGCUUGGCGCCCGUGCGACGGCGCGCUUGGAAUGUCUAGAGGAGAGCAAAGAGAAGGAAGCCCUUUUGACCUUGGUCCGUGGAGUGGCCUGUUUACACCUCAUGGAGGAUGGCGAGGUGUCCAACGAGGACAGCGUGGUCGCUGACAUGGUGGUGAACCCUGACCCUGAAAGCCGCGUUUUCGACAUGAAGGUGGCCAAUCUGCGGCUGCGGGCGCAGUUGCAGCGGAUCCAUAGCAGUGAGCAGCGUUCCAAGCACAGGCGGGGUGUGUCAAACACCGGUAGGUCUGUGGUCGCCCUGGCAGACGACGAGACACGAGCACCGCAGGGACUGGGCUUGGAGUUCAACUCUGAAGAGGUGGAAUGGCUGAUCCUACGGGGCCUUGAGCGUCGAACGCCCUUACCGGAGCAGCUGGAUCUCACGCAUCUCCUCUCUUGUGUAUCGAAGGGUCAAGACCAAGUGCAAGAACGUCUCUUAGGUCUACAGGAGGCAGCGCAGAGCACGAAGCUGAAGAAGGCCAUCAAUGAGGUCUUUAGCAGUGGUGGAAAGCGCUUGCGCCCGGCCUUGUGUUUGCUGGUGCACUCCAUGUUGAACGAGAGUAUCGGGCCUGGCGCGCAGGCGGCCUACGAUAAGGUGAUCACGUUGGCCACGUCCAUCGAGAUCAUCCACACGGCCUCCUUGGUGCAUGACACUCGGCGUUCAAGCGGCGGUGCAGAUGGGGACGACAUCCUGGACGACGCCGAUCAGCGGCGCCAGCGGCAGACGAUGCACCAGAUCUUCGGCCCCGACGUGGCGGUGCUCAGCCCCUCGGCGCUGGGCCGAAGGUGGCGACUUCCUGUUCGCUCACGCAUCUUGGAGGGGAGAGGGGCCUCGGGGUUGAUCGAAUCCUUGGAGGACGAUGAGGUCACACGCUUGGUCUCUUUGGUCAUUGAGGAGUUUGGCUAUGGAGAGCUGGCGCAAAGCGCCAAACGCUUUGACACCAAUGUCACUCUCUUCAACUACCUCAAAAAGAGUUUUUACAAGACGGCCUCUCUUCUGGCCGCGGCCUGCCGCGCCUCUGCCGUCCUCACGGGCCUUCGCUGUGAAGAUGUGCUCUACACCUAUGGCUUCUACUUGGGCUUAGCCUUCCAGAUCGCCGACGAUGUCUUGGACUUCACCGGUGGUGAAGAGCUGGGGAAGCCCGUGGGGCAAGACUUGAGCGAAGGGAAUUUGACGGCUCCGGUGAUCCUCUGCGUGAACGGCAACGAGGAGCCCGGAACCGCGCCCUCCGUGUGCUUCGCCUCCCUGCCGCGACCUCGCCGCGUCCGACGGUUCUUGCGAGGUUGA
Molecule: messenger RNA, 4959 nt
Organism: Durusdinium trenchii
Lineage: Eukaryota; Dinophyceae; Suessiales; Symbiodiniaceae
Source: the annotation of a GenBank genome assembly